UACAGGUUGCGCCGGUAAUGCUAGCCUUUGUAACUCACCCUACCGGUUGUGGAUGUCAUUCACUUUUCUUCUGUUAUAAUUUUAAACUCGUAAAUUGAUGCAAAGCUGAAUGGCAGUAGCUGCAUCUUUUAUAUAUCAUUGUUUUCCAACCAAUUCAUUCAAAUGAGACAUUAGAAAUGAGAGAAGGAUUUUGCAUUUUGUAGUACCGCUAUGGAGAAGCCUUGGAGGCUGUGGGGUGCAAUGGAGCGUUGCACCCUGACUCUAGUGUCUUGGUCCUGGGGUGCGUGCCGAGUGUCCCUUUUGGCUCUCAUCCUCACCUUCCACCUAUAUGGAGGUUUUUUCCUCUUAGCUCUCAUCCUCGCAUCUGUAGCAGGCAUCCUCUACAAAUUUCAGGAUGUUCUUCUCUACUUUCCUGACCAGCCUUCCUCCUCUCGCCUGUAUGUCCCGAUGCCAACUGGAAUCCCUCAUGAGAACGUUUACAUUCGCACCAAAGACGGGGUGAAACUCAACCUCAUCCUUCUUCGUUACACAGGAGGUGAUUCACCAUCAGGCGUUUCCUCUAACAAUCAGAGCAGCCCCACUUCCUCUGCUCCUCCUACAAUCCUUUACUUCCACGGUAACGCAGGUAAUAUUGGACACAGGGUGCCAAACGCACUUCUAAUGCUUGUCAAUCUGAAAGCAAAUGUGGUGCUUAUGGAUUAUCGUGGCUAUGGAAAAAGUGAGGGAGAGCCAUGUGAAGAUGGACUGUACCUGGAUGCUGAAGCAACAUUAGACUAUAUCAUGACCCGCCCAGACCUGGACAAAACAAAAGUGGUACUCUUUGGUCGCUCACUUGGAGGCGCUGUGGCUUUGCGUCUGGCAUCAGUGAAUCCUCACCGCGUAGCAGCCAUCAUCGUUGAAAACACCUUCCUUAGCAUUCCUCACAUGGCUUCAACUCUCUUCUCCUUCUUGCCAAUGCGUCUGCUGCCCUUAUGGUGCUAUAAGAAUCAGUUCCUGUCCUACAGACAGGUGGCGCUUUGCCGCAUGCCUUCGCUGUUUGUGUCAGGUCUGUCAGACCAGCUCAUCCCACCGGUUAUGAUGAAACAAUUGUACGAGUUAUCUCCUGCACGGACUAAACGGCUGGCCAUUUUUCCAGAGGGGACGCACAACGACACGUGGCAGUGUCAGGGCUACUUUGCUGCUUUGGAGCAGUUCAUAAAAGACCUGCUGAAGAGCCACGCCCACGAGGAAAGUGCUCAGCCCUCAGCCAGCGUCACCAUUAUCUAAUGAAACAGUCAGGAAUGGAUGAAAAGAGCUGAUUGAUCAAACAUCUUUGAUUUGUUUCGGGGUUUUUUUUUAAUGAAUUUAAUGAAUGAAUGUACAUUUACAAUGCUAUUGUUUGGGUUUUUGCUUUUAUUCCACUCUUUCUACUUUUCUGUAAAUUUGAUAUGCUAAAAUAUUUUCACUAUCCCAAAGCUUAAUGGGGUGGGGAUUUCUUAUGUUUCAGAUAUUAAUGGAUUUGUCUGUGAAGGAAGCCGGAGCAUAGCUGCUAAGGUCACAUGACGUGCUAAAGCCACAGAGUUUGCUAAUCUCGGUUUUUCUGAAAUGACUACAAAACAGCUGAUGUCCUUUUUAAAAGAACAUUGACCGUUAAGAACCCUGUGGUGUGAGGGUGAAAACUGAUCAAGAGACAAAAACAUCUGUGUCCUAAUUAUGUAAAUUAGAGUGCCAUGUAGAGGUAUGCUGUAAAUAUAUUUAUUAUGCUGCACUUUUCAGUUCAGAUUAAUUCAUCUUUUUUUGUGUGGGCCUACAUCUCAUGAGAAAUAAAUGGAGGAAUAGAAGGAUCCCUCUGAAAAAUGUUCAUGAAUUUGUCUACAACUUUAAAUUUGCCCUGCAACAUUAAAAUAAAGAGACGCUUCUGAACAUUUAUCUUUAGCUUGCAAAGAAGAAGUGGGCAGAAUUUUAAGGUGAGCCUGUUUCCAACUACUUGAUGAGCUUCUGUUUUCUCAAGAGUUAUGUUCUGUCAAAAUGCAGCUGGAUCUGAAUUGGUUUGAAUGCGUCUGGAAAAUUGUUUAUUUCUGAAAUUCAGUUCAAAAAGUAAAACUCAUUAGAUAUGUGAGUAAAGUCGUUAUUUAUUCCUGUUAAUGUAGUAAAUCAUUGAAAAUGGUCCAUAUAUGCAGACAAUAAUUGGUUGAGGUUCCGUUUGCAUAAAUUACAGCUGGCAAACAUUAGCUUUUAGCUUAUCUGCACCGCUAGCCCUAGUGUCUCCUCUUCCUUUAAAUAAUAUUGAAUUAAAUCUCUAGGUGAUUCACUUGCAGUCAAUCCCAGUGAUACCAUUGUUACUCAUUCAGUAUAACAAGGAUUUGUCGGCUACAUUUGACUACGUUUGCAGAUUUCUUGCACUACUUGGAAAAAAAAAAAUCAAUAUCUCACUUCUCCACAACUCUGGAACAUCAAUUUCCAAAUGAAAAGCUGAAGUGUCAGCGUAGCGGGAAAAUAAGGACUAUUCUUUCCUCUAAAAAAUUAGACCCAUGUGCUUUUUCACCUUAGUAGAGGUAGGAUACCUCUGGUAUUUGCUGCUUAAAGCAACACUUGUUACACAUGUAGUGGAAACGUCUGGUGGCCCGUGGGGCCGUGAUUAUAUAUUUUGUACAUCAUCUCUUGUCUCAAAACGGUCCUUUACGGCCUGUCCUCCUCCUGGAGAGUCAAAGGUCUGCUGGGCUAUAGUCAAGUCAGCAGACUUCUUCAGAUUAAUCUAUACAUAUGAGUUUUACUUUUUGAAUUGAAUUACUGAAAUUAUUUAUUUGAGAAUAUUCAUGAUGCGAUGCACCUAUAAAAACAGAUGGGGGUUAGGAUCAACUGAGAUUUGGUUGUUACUGAUUUGCUGCCAAAGCUUUGGUGGUUGGUUCUUGUGGAAAUCCUCUUGGCUUGGAAAGAAUGUCAAAAGAAAUUGGUUGAAAAUAAUUUGGGCCCAAAUAAACAGAUAUUUUAAUUCAUAGUUGUAAUAUAAUGAAACAAGUCAACAAUAUUGAGCAGUAGAAAAAACACCCAGUUAAGUAUCAAGAAAACUGUUAUCCUUUUCUAUUGCCAGCUGCUUGCUGGUAAUCUGCAGGGUUAUAUUUUCACACAAAAGUCAGAAGUACGUUUUUUCAAACUUUUGUUAAUUUUAUUUUGUCUUACACAUUUAGCACACUGGCCAGUUCAGCUGGGGACUUCCAGUAAUUGGCCGGUGCUUGUUCUUCCUCUUUAAAACAUACACUAUGUGCCACUUUGUGUCUCGUAUUAAAGUAUGUUUUUGAGGAAGGGAGUGCUCUAAAGCGCUGCAAAUAAAGUCUGGAGCAUUUCUAGUCGAAUGUUAUUAUUUAUGAGCUAAUCUUUACAUUUUAAUUGUUAAUUAAAAAACAUCCUGUCUCCAUGCAGUUGUGCAAAAAUGGCUUUUCUCUCUUAGGCAGGGCUUUUAAAUAGCUAAUUAACCUUUCCUUGCAUGUCUUCCACAGGAUCGAGCUAAAACCUGAGGUUUAAAAUGCAAUUAUUCGCUAUUGCUUUCUGAAUGCAGCACAUUGCACUGCAAUUGUUUUAAAGCCAUUAAAAUACUUUCAGUAGUUUUCGCUAAUAUUAGGUGAAAGGUUAAAAAAAAUCUGAUUGGCGCAGCUGAAAGACCCAGCUUAAAUCUGAUGAUGUUAUUACAACUUUAAAAAUCAUCUGCAGGCCAAAAUGAAUGUAGGGAAUGGUCUUGGACUAAAAUAUAUUGUUACAGAUUGAGUAUCAUCCCCCACGCUUUUUUGAUUUCUUAUCACUGGUUGCACUAAACAAUUUUCAGAAGAAGCAUUUUUUUUUUUGCAAUCAAAGUCAAGUUUUGUGAAUAUACACUUGUUACUUUCCCACUAAUUUUGUCUCAUAUUUACUAUCUAAAUAUAUAUUUUUUUCAAGUAUAAAUGAUAAAAUCAUACAUUUUUUUUAAGUUAAUGUCAUAACCACAUGUGGAUUCCUUUAACAAAAAUUAAAUUGUGAUUUUUUUCUUAACUAAAUGUCAGGUGUGCACACCAGGCAAUGAACAGAUAAGAAUGAUUGCUGUUGAAAAAAAGGGUUAUUUUUCAAGCUGGCAUGUGUUUACAUUAAGUCAUGGCAAGUGUCUUGAAUGAAACUGCAGUGUUGAAAUACUUUGUGUACAUGCACCUUGUCUUUAAACCACAACUUCACUUUAAAGAACCAUUGAUGAGACAUCUGAAUGAGCUGUUUAUACCAUUGAAACAAAGCAGUCGCUUUGACUGACUCUCCGUUUCAGAAUCAUGUCUUUUUCUAUUUUAACUUCUUUUGUAAGAACACAUUUUCACUUUCUAUUUUCUGUAUUGUGACAUGCAAUAAAUUGAUAUAGUCAAAUUUU
This is a messenger RNA of Cyprinodon tularosa, 4363 nucleotides long. RefSeq names its product abhydrolase domain containing 13 (gene abhd13). The coding region runs from base 211 to 1266 and encodes 351 amino acids. Gene Ontology annotation, cellular component: membrane. Gene Ontology annotation, molecular function: palmitoyl-(protein) hydrolase activity. The transcript is spliced from 2 exons. NCBI's taxonomy places the organism in Eukaryota, Metazoa, Chordata, Actinopteri, Cyprinodontiformes, Cyprinodontidae. The record is from RefSeq and is a predicted model, not a curated record.